AUAAAUCCCCCAUCCCAGUUCUGAUGAGAAAGAAAAUGGGAUCAUUAGUUUCUUUCCUUCUUGUGAUUAUAGCAUUUUCUCUGCAGGCAAAUGGGCAGCCCUUGGUUCCUGCAAUGUUCAUAUUUGGGGACUCAGUUGUGGAUGCUGGUAACAACAACCACCUCUACACCGUGAUCAAAGCCAACUUCCCUCCUUAUGGAAGAGACUUUGUCAAUCACAAGCCAACUGGGAGGUUCUGCAAUGGAAAGCUUGCUUCAGACUUCACUGCUGAAAACCUUGGAUUUACUUCUUACCCUCCAGCUUAUCUUAGCAAAGAAGCCAAUGGAACAAACCUCUUGAUUGGUGCCAAUUUUGGCUCAGCUGGUUCUGGCUAUUAUGAGUAUACAGCAAAAUUAUAUGAUGUAAUUUCACUAAAUCAGCAGCUGGAGUACUACAAGGAAUACCAAAACAAGGUGGUGGGAAUUGCAGCACGAAAUAAAGCCAAUUUUACUUCAAUAAUAUCUGAUGCAGUCUACCUUGUUGGUGCUGGGAGCAGUGACUUUCUUCAGAACUACUACAUUGAUCCUCUUCUUUACAAGUUCUAUACGCCCAACCAGUUCUCUGACAUUCUCAUGCAAGCUUAUGCAACAUUCAUACAGAAUCUAUAUGCACUGGGAGCAAGGAGAAUCGGAGUGACCACAUUGCCGCCACUUGGAUGCCUGCCGGCGGCCAUCACCAUAUUUGGGUCGCACAGCAAUGAGUGCGUGGAUAAAGUCAACAAUGAUGCAAUCUCAUUCAAUAACAAGCUCAAUGCCACAUCUCAGAGUUUGCAAAAUGACCUCUCUGGUCUUAAGUUGGUCGUCCUUGAUAUCUACCAACCGCUCUAUGACCUUGUCACAAAGCCUGCCGAGAAUGGGUUUGCGGAGGCAAGGCGGGCUUGUUGUGGAACAGGGCUGGUAGAAACAGCAAUACUGUGCAAUGCAGAGUCAGUAGGGACCUGCGCCAAUGCGUCUGAGUAUGUCUUUUGGGAUGGCUUUCAUCCUUCUGAGGCUGCAAACCAAAUUUUGGCCAAUGAUUUGCUCAGCAGUGGCAUCUCCCUCAUCUCCUAAUUAAAUUGAAUUAUGCACUUAAUCAUCGUUUUUCUUGUUUAAUUAUAAAAUUAAAAUAAGUGCUGGGCUGGUGUAUUUGGUUGCUUGUAUUCUUGUUAAUUUGAUGGCUGGUGUGCUUCUUUUAAAUUAUCGUGAGAGAAAAAAAAUGAUCAAUUAGAUGACAAAGUUCUAAAAACUCCACUCAUGUAAGUUUAGUAGAAUGAAUUAUGAAUUGUGGUUAUUGCGUUGAAAUAAAAAAUUAAUUAAGUUUUUAUGUUUA
Molecule: messenger RNA, 1347 nt
Organism: Malus domestica (apple)
Lineage: Eukaryota; Viridiplantae; Streptophyta; Magnoliopsida; Rosales; Rosaceae
Product: GDSL esterase/lipase At5g22810
Biological process (GO): lipid metabolic process
Molecular function (GO): lipase activity
Source: RefSeq, a predicted model, not a curated record